Molecule: messenger RNA, 1893 nt
Organism: Triticum aestivum (bread wheat)
Lineage: Eukaryota; Viridiplantae; Streptophyta; Magnoliopsida; Poales; Poaceae
Product: PTI1-like tyrosine-protein kinase 3
Exons: 9
Coding region: 455-1543 (362 amino acids)
Biological process (GO): protein phosphorylation
Molecular function (GO): protein tyrosine kinase activity; ATP binding
Source: RefSeq, a predicted model, not a curated record
ACCAAAUCCAAAGCCGAGACAAUCAGUCGACAGCAAUGAUGAGCCAGUUAAAUCAAUUAAAUGAUCAUCACCAAACACGUUAGGCAAAAUCAAUCCGGACGGCGGCGAGCUGGAAAGCAGGAGGAGCCGAGCUGGAAUAAAAUCGGCGGCGACCGACGACAGGAGGAUUACAGAGGGAAAGCUCGUUUUGGCUUGAAAUCCAAGCCAGUACUCCCUUGCCAUCAUCAUCGCCACCACCUCCCCCGUCCCGUCCCGCUUCUCUUCCCUUCCCCGUCCCAUUCCCUUUCCCUCAUCGCCGCCGUCCCAGAUAGGCAGGUAGCUCCGCUGAUCAGGGUCUCUUCCUCCCCCAAGACCAUCUGCGCCCCCAUCCUCCGUCUGAUUCUUGCUUCGCGCCGCCGCGCGCAGCAAAGGGGCAAGAAGUGAGCAAAAGGAGAAAGUCGAUCGGCUGGUCAUUAUGCGGCGGUGGUUUUGCUGCGCACAUGUUGACACACCGUAUCAGGAAAACGGGGAUGAGUUUCCCAGCAGUCCUGAAAGGGCAAAUGGUAAUGGUUUUACUCAAAUUGGUGAUCAUGGAAAAGCACCUCCCUCCAUUGAAGUACCUGAAUUGUCAUUUGAUGAACUGAAAGAAAAGACGGAUGAUUUUGGGUCAAAAGCUUUGGUUGGUGAGGGUUCGUAUGGAAGAGUGUAUUAUGCUGUUCUAGAGAACGGGACACAUGUGGCUGUGAAAAAGCUUGAUACUUCAGCAGACCCUGAGCCUGACAAUGAAUUUAUAGCGCAGGUCUCCGUUAUUUCUAGAUUAAAACAUGAGCAUUUUGUUGACAUGCUUGGGUACUGUCUGGAAGGAGAUCAACGCUUACUGGCCUACGAAUUUGCUACUAUGGGUUCUCUACAUGAUAUUUUGCAUGGGAGAAAGGGUGUUGCUGGUGCACAGCCUGGCCCAGCACUUGACUGGAUGCAAAGGAUCAACAUUGCUGUUGAUGCUGCAAAAGGGCUUGAGUAUCUUCACGAGAAGGUCCAGCCUUCUGUAGUCCAUCGGGACAUACGGUCGAGCAAUGUACUUUUGUUUGAGGACUACAAAGCUAAAAUUGCAGAUUUCAACCUUUCAAAUCAAUCGCCAGAUAUGGCUGCUCGUCUACAUUCUACUCGUGUGCUUGGAACCUUUGGAUAUCAUGCUCCCGAGUAUGCCAUGACUGGCCAACUGACACAAAAAAGUGACGUGUAUAGCUUUGGGGUUGUUCUUUUGGAGCUCCUAACUGGAAGGAAACCAGUAGAUCACACGAUGCCAAGGGGACAGCAGAGUCUUGUUACCUGGGCAACACCAAGGCUUGGUGAGGACAAGGUAAAACAAUGUGUUGAUCCAAGAUUAAACGGAGAGUACCCUCCAAAAGGAGUUGCCAAGCUCGCGGCGGUGGCAGCGCUCUGUGUGCAAUACGAGUCUGAGUUUAGACCUAGCAUGAGCAUUGUAGUCAAAGCAUUGUCGCCCCUUAUUAUUAAUAAACCUCAGCAGCAACCGGGAGCUCCAGACACGCCUUCAGAUACUUGACAACAUGUGCAAUGCGAGGUUCAUGUAAAGUGCUACCAAUUUUCCUCGGUUGCCCUGGCAGGUACUGCUUGCCCAUAUUUCUUGUGGUCAUCGAGGACUACUGCAGUUAAUUGUUUUUUUUUUUGUGUCCUUUUCACUCCUAUACCUGUAUUCUUUUUUCUGUGUUAUGUGUUCUUCAGGCAGUAGCUGAUGCUUCCUUUCACCUUGUAAUUGGGUUGCUCAUACUUCGAUCUCAGUGGUUAAUAAUGCCUUAAUUCUUUGAGUUUGUAUUCUAGUGUUUAUAGAUUAAAAUGCCACAAGUGCUAAUGCAUGUUUGUUGAGUUUUUUUAAUAGAGUUUAGAUUCUCUGCC